AUGGCGGAGCGCGGACAGCAGCCUCCUCCCGCGAAACGGCUCUGCUGCCGGCCGGGCGGCGGCGGCGGCGGCGGGGGCAGCAGCGGCGGCGGAGGCGCGGGUGGCGGCUACAGCUCUGCCUGUCGGCCCGGCCCGCGGGCGGGCGGUGCGGCGGCGGCGGCGGCGUGCGGGGGCGGCGCGGUACUGGGGCUGCUGCCGCCGGGCAAGACCCAGAGCCCCGAGUCUCUGCUGGACAUCGCAGCGCGCAGGGUGGCAGAGAAGUGGCCGUUCCAGCGCGUGGAGGAGCGCUUCGAGCGCAUCCCGGAGCCGGUGCAGCGCCGCAUCGUCUACUGGUCCUUUCCCCGCAGUGAGCGGGAGAUCUGCAUGUACUCGUCCUUCAACACCGGCGGCGGCUCCGCGGGCGGCCCCGGCGACGACAGCGGCGGCCCCGGCGGCACGGGCGGCGGCGCGGGCGGCGGCGGCGGCGGCUCCUCAUCCUCGCCGGCUGCCACCUCAGCCGCCGCCACCGCCGCCGCGGGCACCGGGACCCCGUCGGUGGGGGCGGCCAGUGCUGCGGACGGCAGCGACGAGACGCGGCUGCCUUUCCGCCGGGGUAUCGCGCUGCUGGAGAGUGGCUGCGUAGACAACGUCCUGCAAGUCGGUUUCCACUUGAGUGGCACAGUCACGGAACCCGCAGUACAGUCAGAGCCAGAAACCAUUUGCAACGUGGCUAUCAGCUUUGAUCGUUGCAAGAUUACCUCAGUGACCUGCAGCUGUGGAAACAAGGACAUAUUUUACUGUGCCCAUGUUGUGGCAUUGUCUUUAUACCGCAUCCGCAAGCCAGAUCAGGUCAAACUGCACCUUCCCAUCUCAGAGACUCUCUUCCAGAUGAACAGAGACCAGCUGCAGAAGUUCGUUCAGUAUUUGAUCACAGUGCACCACACCGAAGUCUUGCCAACUGCUCAGAAGCUAGCAGAUGAAAUUCUUUCCCAGAAUUCAGAAAUCAACCAAGUUCAUGGUGCUCCUGAUCCCACGGCAGGUGCUAGCAUCGAUGAUGAGAACUGCUGGCACUUGGAUGAAGAGCAGGUGCAGGAGCAGGUUAAACUGUUCCUUUCCCAGGGAGGGUACCAUGGCUCGGGGAAGCAACUUAACUUGCUCUUUGCAAAGGUGCGUGGGGAGAUGUUGAAGAUGAGAGACUCCAAUGGGGCCAGGAUGCUGACCUUGAUCACAGAGCAGUUCAUGGCUGACCCUCGCCUGUCUUGGAGGCAGCAAGAUGCACUAGCAAUGACUGACAAAUACAGGCAGCUCUGGGAUGAGCUUGGUGCUCUCUGGAUGUGUAUAGUAUUAAACCCUCACUGUAAGUUGGAGCAGAAGACAAGCUGGCUAAAACAGCUGAAAAAAUGGAACAGUGUUGAUGUCUGUCCCUGGGAAGAUGGAAAUCAUGGCGGUGAAUUGCCCAACCUAACCAAUGCCCUGCCUCAGGGUGCAAAUGCCAACCAAGAUUCAUCGAACAGGCCCCAUCGGACAGUGUUCACAAGAGCCAUCGAGGCAUGUGAUCUCCACUGGCAGGAUAGUCACUUGCAGCACAUUAUCAGCAGUGACCUGUACACCAACUACUGUUACCAUGACGACACUGAAAACUCCCUCUUUGACUCCCGAGGGUGGCCCCUCUGGCAUGAACAUGUUCCAACAGCCUGUGCAAGAGUGGAUGCAUUGCGCUCUCAUGGGUACCCCAGAGAAGCCCUGAGAUUAGCAAUAGCUAUUGUGAACACGUUACGGCGACAGCAACAGAAACAGUUGGAAAUGUUCCGGACUCAAAAAAAAGAGCUACCCCAUAAAAGUAUAACCUCAAUAACCAAUCUGGAAGGCUGGGUUGGACACCCCUUGGACCCCGUGGGCACUCUCUUCAGCAGCCUCAUGGAGGCUUGCCUCACUGAGGAUGAAACCUUCUCUGGGCUCCCAGAUUUUACAGAAAACGUGGGACAGUGCAAGUCCCUGGAAUACCAUCAUCUGCCUGCACACAAGUUCUUAGAAGAAGGGGAGUCCUAUGUGACGCUGGCUGUGGAAGUGGCCCUCAUAGGACUGGGGCAGCAGCGGAUCAUGCCUGAUGGGCUGUACACUCAAGAGAAAGUUUGCCGGAAUGAAGAGCAGCUCAUUUCUAAGCUUCAGGAAAUUGAAUUGGAUGACACACUGGUGAAAAUUUUUCGCAAGCAAGCAGUCUUCCUGUUAGAAGCUGGCCCAUACAGUGGUUUAGGUGAAAUAAUCCACCGGGAGAGUGUUCCAAUGCACACAUUUGCCAAGUAUCUCUUCACCUGUCUCCUACCUCAUGAUGCUGAACUGGCAUACAGAAUUGCACUGAGAGCAAUGCGGUUACUAGUAUUGGAAUCUACUGCUCCAACCGGAGACCUCACCCGCCCCCACCACAUCGCAUCAGUUGUCCCCAACCGAUACCCUCGUUGGUUCACUUUAAGUCACAUUGAAUCCCAGCAAUGUGAGCUGGCAUCCACCAUGCUAACUGCAGCCAAAGGCGAUGUUCGGAGGCUGGAAACAGUAUUAGAAUCCAUCCAGAAAAACAUUCACUCCUCAUCACACAUCUUUAAGCUUGCCCAGGAUGCAUUUAAAAUAGCAACUCUCAUGGACAGUUUGCCAGACAUCACUCUUUUGAAAGUAUCUCUGGAGCUGGGCCUGCAGGUAAUGCGAAUGACACUGUCAACCCUCAAUUGGCGACGGCGAGAAAUGGUGCGGUGGCUGGUGACAUGUGCUACUGAAGUUGGUGUUUAUGCCCUGGACAGCAUCAUGCAGAGCUGGUUUACUCUCUUCACCCCCACUGAGGCCACAAGUAUUGUUGCGACUACCGUGAUGUCCAACAGCACCAUAGUCCGCCUCCAUCUGGACUGCCACCAGCAGGAAAAGCUGGCCAGCAGUGCCCGGACACUGGCGUUGCAGUGCGCCAUGAAGGACCCUCAGAAUUGUGCCCUCUCUGCACUGACCCUCUGUGAAAAGGAUCACAUAGCUUUUGAGACGGCGUACCAAAUUGUCCUCGAUGCUGCUACCACCGGCAUGAGCUACACACAGCUCUUUACAAUAGCACGGUACAUGGAGCACCGCGGGUACCCCAUGAGGGCCUACAAGCUGGCAACCCUGGCCAUGACCCAUCUCAACCUGAGCUACAAUCAGGACACACACCCUGCCAUUAAUGACGUUCUGUGGGCCUGUGCACUUAGUCACUCCCUUGGUAAAAAUGAGCUUGCAGCCAUAAUACCUCUGGUGGUGAAGAGUGUCAAGUGCGCAACGGUACUGUCGGACAUUUUGCGCAGGUGCACUCUGACCACUCCUGGCAUGGUGGGACUUCACGGAAGGAGGAACUCUGGUAAGCUCAUGUCACUGGACAAAGCCCCUUUGAGGCAACUCUUGGAUGCCACGAUCGGGGCCUAUAUCAACACGACGCACUCACGGCUCACCCACAUCAGCCCUCGGCACUAUAGUGAGUUCAUCGAGUUCCUCAGCAAGGCCCGAGAGACCUUCCUAAUGGCACACGACGGACACAUUCAGUUUACACAGUUCAUUGACAACCUGAAGCAAAUCUACAAAGGCAAAAAGAAACUGAUGAUGCUGGUUCGGGAGAGGUUUGGUUGAUAGACAGACCUUGUAUGAGUGGGUGGGGGUGGGGCGGGAGGGACGGUUUGUUUUU
This is a messenger RNA of Arvicola amphibius (Eurasian water vole), 3670 nucleotides long. RefSeq names its product zinc finger SWIM-type containing 6 (gene Zswim6). The record is from RefSeq and is a predicted model, not a curated record. Gene Ontology annotation, molecular function: zinc ion binding. NCBI's taxonomy places the organism in Eukaryota, Metazoa, Chordata, Mammalia, Rodentia, Cricetidae. Gene Ontology annotation, cellular component: Cul2-RING ubiquitin ligase complex.